CCCUAAGUAUGGCGCGUUUUAUAUUUUAUUUUUAGGCGUCGCUAAUUUUACGUAUAGUUUUCGAAUCUCACCAAUGGAAAAAAAUAGAAAGACGAGUUUCAGAACUCAAAGUAUUAAAAGGUUUUUAUCGCCCCAACCGUCAAAUAUUCCGUGUAAAAAGCCCUGCAAGACGAGUGUUAAAAUUGGGCCCAAAAGCAAGGUGCGCGGAGCUUGUCUCGUUGCGCAGAAUGAUGAAAAUUUUGACGAAAUGGAGGAGAGGAAAACUGACAGCAAUAAUGGUGUUGCGGGUAAAAAUGAGCCCCAAGAUUCCAGCACCACUUGCGCCUCACAGCACAAAUUCGAUUGGAAUAGCUUUGUGCGGGAUCCUGGGGAGCUUAGCGAAGCAUGUUAUCCUGUCACAUUAAAUACCUUUAAAACAAUGACAUACAGUAUUAAUGUUGCCCAACGCAUACUUGAGGACAUUAAAAAUGCGACCGGCCUCGACUUCUUGAGCGAUCAAUUUAUGGUAGACCGAGUUUUGAAAAAUUAUUACAAAAAUUUUUAUGAGCAACCACAAAUUCGUGAUAUUUAUAAGCUGGAGACAAAAGCGUGUCCGGUGUUUGUAAAAAAGAAAAUCAUGCAAAUACCAAAAUUAGAUGGAAAGGGGGGAGUUGCAAGUACAGUAGAAGAAGCAAAGAAUUCUGAUGAUAACAAUAAAUCAAUCCAAGUCCAGCCAGCUGAGCACGUAGGUCAAGUGGUCAAACCGAAGAAAUUCGAGCUCGUGGUAGCACAAUCCACGAAAACGCAAGCAAACAGCCUAUCACCACAAAGUACAAGUCCAUUCAGAACCAUAAAUCGUAGGAAUAUAAUAUUCAUUGCGAAAAGAACAGAUCUUGCUGAGUCAAAUUUAUUACUCAACCAUAUAAGACGUCAUGUCCAAGAUGUUGAAAAACACCAAGAGAUAUUGGAAAGAAUUAAAAUUGACGUUUUUCGACAAACGAAACCAACUCAACAUAAUCUAUCAGAUCAAAAUGCGGAAGAAAAAAUGUGUUUGGAUGAGUCUGAGGAAGAGUUGUCUAACAUUACUGUAAGCUCUCAAAACACAACCACUUUAAACUUGGCAAGACAGCGCAUUCAAGACGCCAAAGAAUUAUUUUUUCGUGAAUACGAUAAGUCAAAUACACUUGCAUAUGCAUUACGUUUCCACCAAGGCCUCAAGCGUCGCAUAAUUGAAGUUAUUCUUAAAAUGACCUUCGAAGAAUUCAAGGAAUAUACAAGAAUACACAAUGCACCAGAAAUUUAUGAUGAUGAUGAAUUUCUGGGCGGAUUUUAUGAUUAUGCAAUUAAGGAGCCACAAAUAUGGCCUAUAAAUCUUUAUAUGCCGUUAAGCGCCCUAUUUGAGUUUCUCAAAUUAAAAGGUAUUACACUUUCUGAUUAUAGUUUAGAAGAUGUUACGCCAAUACUUUUGCAUUGGAGUGAACUGGCCUGCACUACUAAUUUUGAUAACGUUAUGCGUUGGGAUUACUAUCGUUGUAAGGGUGAACAUUUAAAAAAAAACGAAACUUUGGAUGGGUACCGUAAAUUAUUUUAUGAAAAAUGUUGGUUGCACAAUAUUUGGGUGCGGAAGUCACCAAAUGUGCAAAUAAAAAAGCAGGCCAGAGAAAUACUAGAAAAAGAAGUUGAGAGGGAAAUGCCAAAAGAAGUAGCCAGUCAGGUUGAGGAGGAAGCUUGCGCGGCUGAGGUGAGCAAUAAUGACGAAGUUGGAGAAAAAGCAGCAGUUAGCAAUAAUGAUAGCGCAAAAGUGCAGAAUGUUUUAGCAGCCAUUGAAACAGUAGCCGAAGGCGCGAUUCAGUUAGGUACUGACAAUGUUGAGCCGCCGAAGCCCAUGAAUGUAGAGAAUGUUGGACACAUAGAUGAGGGGAACGCCGAUACGGAGAUGCAAGAUCUUGGAGAUAAACGGGAAACGCAUCAAGUAAACAAUGAUAAAGAGCACCAAGCAAUAUCGAUUGAAGAAAUAGAAGUCAUUAAGCAGGAAAGAAAUUGCGUAGUAAAAGAGUCUGCAAGAACAGAAACUGCAAUAGCGGCAUUGGAAGAAGAAACAGUCUCAGACCAAACUAUUGUAAUGGCCAAUGGAGCCACGACCGCACAGACAUGUCUUACUGAUGCUGAAAAUUUAACCUUGACGGCAACACAGGGAGUUUUAGGCCAGAAUAUGAAUAGUGCGGAGCAAGCACGCUUACAGCAAGCAAUAGAUCUGUAUUUUGCAACAGUUGAGAAUUCAUGUACGCUUCCUUAUCUCCUACACUAUCACAGUGGUCCGAAACGCAGAGUAAUUGCCAGUAUUCUAAAUAUGUCUUUCCCAGAGUUCAAACAAUAUACGCGUAUAUACGAAGCAGCAGAGAUUUAUGAAAAUGUAGAACUAUUAAAGCGUUGCUAUGAGCACACAAUAAAAUCACCUCAAGUGUGGCCCAUUAAUCUUUAUAUGCGUCUAUCAGAUGUCUUUCAGUACCUUAAAUCAAAGGACGUUGCACUGCCUGAAAUCGGUUUAAAGUAUAUUUCACCGAAAUUAUUCCAUUGGCGAAAUUUAAUUGCGACAACAAAUUAUGAUCAUAUAGUCAUUUGGGACUACUAUCGAAGUACUGGUAAAAAAUUCAAUCGAAGUAAUACUUUUCUUGAUCCAUAUCGACAGUCAUUUUAUAAAAAGUGUUGGUUCCAUGACAAAUGGAUAUGGUAUACGCCAAAUAUUUUAACUAAAGUAAUGAGAUGCAUAACGAACGAGCAAAGCACGCCGGCAGAAAAUAAUGAAAGUUCUAUUUUUGAAAGAUCAGUUGGGUUGCACGCCGUAGAGCAGGUACAGGAAACCAGCACACCUAAUGUGACUACCGAAGUUGUAAGCAGAGGUGACGAACCAGCUGUGGCUUCGGAUUGCAAGAUGCCUAGAACUGUUGAGACGGGAAUUCAAACAUCACAGAGACUUCUUGGAGAAUAUUUAAAUUUCGGAUUGCAAGCAACUACCCGCAACGAGCCAGUAAACUUUGAAAAUCCCGCAACUACUUUUCUGCCAUGCGAAAUCAUCAAACAAGAAAAACUUGUGCCUCUCAAUAAAUUGCAAUUUAAUCUAACUGAGGAUGAGGAAAAUUACGAAUGUGUGCAAGCGCCAGAUGAGAUAGUUGUUUUAGACACUACUGCUGCUUCAAGCCAGUCACAAGACAUAACGCUACAAGCGCCACUGUCGAAUUCCGAAAAUUUGGUUACACAUGAUGUCAAUGUGUUAUUCUCGAGCGGCUCCAUGGAUAUAAGUAAUUUAUGCAACUGGCCGCUAGCACCUACAGAUAGUCAAAGUCAAAACUCGAAUGAAUUUAACACACUUCAGAACCGAACGGAAUUUAGCGAAAAUAUUAAUCAACAAAGCGAACAAGAGCAGCAGAAAGAAAGGUCACUGUCGCAGGAGCAUUGCUUGGAGGAAGUACAAACGCAGCAACAAGAGCAAACGCAGCAAAAACAGCAAGCGCAUCAAAUUAUACAACAAUCUUCACAAAAAUUGCAAACAAAGCAACAAGCAGACCGGAUUUCGAUACAAGAAGUGCAAAUACUAUCGGGGCCACAACAAAUCUGGAAAGAUAUUGCAAAAACAAAUAAGCAAGCGAAUGCGCCUAUUGAAACACAAAUAUCACGGUUGAAGGAGGAUCAAGCAAAAGUUCAGCAACAGGCAGACGCAAAUCUAAAGCGUACGAAGCAUCAGCAAGCGUUACAAGAACAACAAGAACCUCACUUAAUGCGUGUAAAGCAAGAGAACGCGAAGACAACAACAACAACUUCAAAGCAACAAAAGCACACUGAUGCUCCAAUUGCUGUAACCCGAAUCAUUCAAGAAAAUCCACAAUUCGAGGAUGUUACUGAUUUACAAAUUUCAAAUAGUCAAAGUCAUCCAUCAACUAAUGCACAAUUUCGGCGAACAGAGGAGCAAAAACAAGGAACCAAGCAAAUAUUAGAAACACCAAUUCAGCAACAGCGAUGUAGAGACGAAGGAGAAAGCUAUCAGAAGAUUCAGCAACGGCCGCAAGGAGAAUCUCAAAUACCGCAGUUAGACAAAAGUGUAGAGCGACCGCAAGAGCAACAGAGACAAGUGCAAACUCUAGCAAAGGAACAACUAUCGCCAGUACACCAACAAUCAUCAAACACACAGCCAAAACAACAGCUAGCAGAAGUUUGCGUGGAGCAACCAAUACAACAACUACAGCAAGAACAAGACAUUGAAGCACAACUGGAAGCUCUAUUUGGCGAAAGCACGGAAAUGCGGCCGCAAGAAAUUCAACCAACUGUGACGCCACAGAUUAAAGAGACGCCAAUCAAAUUAGAGUUUCAAAAGCCGCCAACUCAAUCCACCCAUGCAAUAAUCGAAUACCAAUUAGCGCAAGAACAAGCAUUGCAGGCACAUGUGAAUUGCAAUGAUUCGACAGAAGCUUAUACUAAAGUCGAGAUCAUUUCACAACAUGUGCAAUCGCAGCAACAGCAGCAGGAACAGCAACCCCAACUCGCCCAAACCCAAUUAAUAUUGCAACGUACACACACUCAAGUGGAAGAACAGCUUAUGCUUAGACCUUGCAGUUUGCCACAACAGAUGGCAAUACCUGUGCAACCUCUAACCAAAUUAUCUCGGCAACGAACAUCAACAUCUACGUGCACUACAAAAACUAAAACUGUUAAAACUACAAAGGCCGCUGCUACACGAAAAGCAGUCACAAAACAAAGUGAUUUUGUACCACAAAUCACACAUAAU
Messenger RNA from Rhagoletis pomonella (apple maggot), 4759 nucleotides. RefSeq lists its product as uncharacterized. The record is from RefSeq and is a predicted model, not a curated record. The transcript has 9 exons. NCBI's taxonomy places the organism in Eukaryota, Metazoa, Arthropoda, Insecta, Diptera, Tephritidae. Gene Ontology annotation, molecular function: transcription coactivator activity; chromatin DNA binding. The annotation marks the transcript as partial.